Molecule: messenger RNA, 450 nt
Organism: Nannizzia gypsea CBS 118893
Lineage: Eukaryota; Fungi; Ascomycota; Eurotiomycetes; Onygenales; Arthrodermataceae
Exons: 3
Coding region: 1-450 (149 amino acids)
Cellular component (GO): membrane
Source: RefSeq, a predicted model, not a curated record
AUGGACACCUUCAACUGGUCUUACCAUUCCAUUGCCGGCGCUUACUUGCUGGGCAUGACACCACACUUGAUCUACUACCUCAAAGCCAUGAAAACUGGCAAAUAUACUAACCUCAUGCCAAGAAACGCCCUCGACACACUCCGUGGCGUUAUCCCUGCUGAACAAUGGAACAAGCUCUUCAAGCUCAGAAGCCUCCAUAUGAAUGCCAUGGAGAGCAUCCCCCUUUUUGCUGCUACUAUUAUUGCGGGUAACAUCGCCAAGCUUCCAGUCAGCGAGCUCAAUUAUCUUGCGGCUGAAUACAUCGGAUGCCGUGUAGCCUUUGCGGCUUUGUACAUUGGAGCUGGAUCGGAAUUCACAAGCUACCUGAGAUCCGGCGUCUGGUUCUACAGCCUUGCACGCCUUCUAUAUACCCUGGUUAAGUCCGGAAAUGCUGUUUCCGGUCUCCUCUAA